GACUAUUUUAGUUAACUAUGGAUUCUGAAAGAUGUUUAUUAAUAAUUAUAGUGUCAAAUGUGUUGUUGUAUUUCAGGAACUUGAGAACUUAUUGGAUGUUGUUCAUCAAACACACAAGUUGUUAUCAAACUACAUGACUCUUAUUCCAUUUGACGCCAUGUUGAAGGAAGUGAACCAUUGUGUUUCUGCUCCUUAUGGUAGAACGACACUUCAUGUUUUCUGGGAAUUAAACUUUGAUUUUCUUCCUAACUAUUGUUAUAACUCGGCCACUAACAGGUAAGUCGCAUAUUUAGUAGUCUUAUAUAUACUGUAUACUAUAACUGGAGUAUUUAAAUGGCAUAAUUAUAAUACACUACUUUAUUCGCUGCGUGUUUCUCGUUACAUAUAUACAAUCACAACUUCAGUAUUCGGUUCAUUCACUUCCUUUACCAUGAUACUUUGCAUGCAGCAUUUCUUUUAUUCUACAAUUUUUUAUUCUUGCAGUUGUAUUCAAUGAACUCUAUAAGCGGAGCCGUAAACUGUGGGGAUGGGGGCGCGGGUUAUCUUUUCAUCUAAGUAUAAAAGUAGAAUUUGGAAGUCAAUUUCUUUUUAGUGUUUAAUACUAGUAUCACGUUUUGUGUCAUUGGAAAUUCUGAAAAUUCUAAACCAAAAUAGAGGAGGUUUAAUACAUAUUUAAUGUCGCAUAUCAUUCUGCAAAAAUCUGUAAAAUAUGUUUUAUUUUCAGGUUUGUUAAGACGCCAUUAUCAUUUGUAGAAGAAGUUCAGCGAGAAAAUCCUCCCAAGGCUGCACAUCAUUAUUUCUUUGGUACCAAGGUAGGGCAAUGUGGUCUGUGCAAACGAUCAAACAUGAGUUUUGUUAAAUAACAGGAUUCAUGAAGACUUUCUAAAAUGCUAGGUUUUUCCAUUCCAGCUUCUUACCUUUUGUUUAUUUAAAUUAUUAUGGGAGUAAGUAAACUAUGUGAAGUUUUUGGGGUUAUAUUUUUGGGUUUGGGAAUAUGUCGCUCCCAUUAACAUAAAUAUAUAAAAUGCAUGAAAAUAAAUGACAUUUAACAUAGAUUAAAAUAAUUGACGAAUUAGGUUCGGCGCAUGCAUGAGAAGAGCAACGUUUGAAAUGCUGUCGCUCCAGAGUCGCAUAGUACGACAAGACCUGUUGCUCCAAUUAUAACGUCGUUCCAAAUGCCUCUGUCGCAAUUAAUCCAUUCUGUUGAACUUAACCUAAACAAACGUCGCUCUUAGGUUCGACUCAUAAGAAGAACGACGUUUUACCCAGACCUGCCAUAGUAUGAAAUAGAUUGCCUUUUGUCUACCUCGUUUUAAACCACAUUAUACCAGCUUUGAAAUCUACUCUUCUUCGUGGCGGUGCUCAUCAUUUCUCAAUUUCCUUGCAUGAAUAGCAAUUAACUCUCAAAUGCAUGGUUGUGAUUGGUAAACGCAUUAGUACAUGUAACCCUUACCCUUAAACUAUUUCUAUUUCAGGCUCAGAACGCUGCGUUUAACAGUAUCAAUGCAUUGUAUAAUAAUUUCGUUGGUCCUGCACAUUUUGAAUCAAUGACUCGACUUCUUGGUUACCAAGGUAUAGCUGUCGUGAUUGAGGAGUUACUCAAGGUCAUCAAAAGUUUGGUGAGUUUAUAAACAUCUUGAGACAGUGUAAAAUAUUUUCAUACUGCGACACUGCAGACAACAACAAAAAAAAUGUUGUCUCGGGCGGGACUCGCAUCUUCGGUUUCCACCAGUCCACAUCACUGAUCUAAUAGUCUACUAUUAUAGAUCAGUGGUCUCGGCUCUAUUAUCUCUGAGGACGAAUGUGUAAUAGACUGCACGUCCAAAGACUAACGUUAUUAUAAGUUGCCACAUUGUUUUUUUCGUGGACUUAAAACAUGUACAAAAACAUAACAUGUACAAAAACAUUACAGACUCGAAGAUGCGAGUCCGAGACAUCGAAUGUUUCGUUCUCCGCUGUAGGUUUUUUUCUUAAAUCUGAUAUGAUCUUUUUAAAAUAUACUUUGAAUAUACUUUGUCUUCAUUCUUACUUCAUUCUACCCGGUGUAGGUGCAAGGUCAAUUGAAACAAUACAUUGUUGAAUUAAUACAAGGUUUGCCCAAGAAAUGUGGCUUACCAAGAUAUGAAUACGGCUCUAAAGGUGAGAUAUUAGUCACAUUAACAAUGGCUUUCAACAUGUUCUAUUUAAUCAUUUCAUGGAAUACUAUCAUAGUUGUUUCGGGAAGUAUGCGCACUUCAAAACACUUAACGAUAGUCGAGGCGUUGUCCUUCGGUUCUGAAGUAACGUAACUGCUUUCUUUAAUGUCGUUUUGUAUUGGCCAGUCUGUAGAUGGUAUAGAAAUAACUUUUAUGGUAUAGAAAUAACUUAUAUGACACGAAACUGUGUUCAUAGGUCCAGAUUUAACUAUAAAACCAUAUGUGUCGCAACUAUAUGACAUGUCAAAUAGUUUAUAUCGUAUAUCACUGUUGCAGCCAGAUAAACAGUUUAAUUUAUACUCGCGUAUUUAUUGUGUAUUAGAUGCAGUAAUGAUCACAAUGUGACAAUACGAGAUAAAGGAAAUAGAUGCAACCUUAUUAUAUACAUAGUAAAAACAAUGGUCUUUCAUUAUACUAAACUUUGUAUAAGGUAUAACAGAUCAAGUGAAUUCUUUUCCUUCGUUCAGCUGUAUUGGAAUACUACCACGCCCAUCUUGAACCUCUGGUACAGUACAGUUACUUAAGAACUGAUGUCUUCCAAGCAUUCCGGGAAAUUGGAAAUGGGGUUUUGUUUAUCAUUUUAAUUGAACAGAGUAUGGUAAGUUGAAUUUCUCAGAUUUUUUACACAAUCUUGUAGGCCACUUGGUGUUCAACUAUACAACUUUGUGUGCAUAGCUAUCGCCUGCGUAGCUGGCAGCUUCACGGGAUUUGGAAUUGAGGCGCAAUCGGGCGUCGUGUUUCCACACAAUUUCUCGUUUUCCCAAUUUCCACUCGUGUUGAUAUAACUGUAUAUCAACACGGAAAAUGUUUUAUAUUUGUUAAAUAUCAUAUCAAUGUACAGAAAGUAGACUUGAAAGAAAUCUAGAAAUCCGUUUACGUCAUCAUAUAUUAGUGUCACUGUGCUGUCAAAGUAAUGUGAUUUCUGUUAUAUAUAAUUAUGUGAAAUAUCAUUUUGGUUAGUCAAAUUAACCAUACUUUAUUAUUAGUUAGUUAUAAUGUAUUAGUAUUAGUCAUACGACCACAUCAGCUAUAUGCUGUAAUAUUAUGAUCGUGUUUAAAUAAAUGCUUUUAUUAUUAUGAACAGGGGUAUGAAUUGUGGAGCAACGGGCCUAAACAGAUGAUAGCUUAUUCAUUUUAUGUCCAUGUGAAACAUCGUUUCCAUUUAUCCCUAUCUCUACAGUUAUUUCGAUAACAAGAUUUUAUUCCUCAUAUUUUAGUCGAUUGAUGAAGUUCUUGAUUUACUGCAAGCUGCUCCUUUCCAGGGUAUUAUACCAAGACCAUAUCUUCAAGGUAUGAUUAGAUUAUGACCUGUUUAGAGUGUUCACUGACAGCUGACAAUAAUGUUUUGUCAUGAUCGGUUUGUUGUACGAUUGAGACUGUAGCAAGAGGGAUUUACCUGUCAUUGGUAAAGUGCUUAUCGAAGCAUGAAGAAUGUUACUAAGGCGACCUCAUAACAGAAAUCAUGCAAAAUAACACUGCGCUCAACCUUAAACCUACGUUACGUACCGGCAAAACCGCUGGUCAGCAACCAGUCUCUGAAUUGAUUAAAAUGAAUCACAUUUCAGAUAAAUUGAUGUUUUUAGGACUACCUCACUGGCACUUCAAUUAUUUUUGCCACGUACUUGAGCUGUUACAAACCGAAGACUCGAGGUGUACUUAAUUUUUUAGAUACAGCACAUAAAGUACAAUAUUCUAAAACACAUUCAUUCAGACAUUCAGUAACCUGAAACUACGAGUGAGAUCAAGAAAGAGCACUAUUACAGUACAAACACAAUACAUACAGUUGACUCCAAUAUUCUUUUGUCCCAUCAGUCCAAUCAUGCUUCAUGUCAAGACAGUCAGAGUUAAACAUAUAGCUACAGUACUUAAUUACGGUUUUGAAUACCUUGGAAAGUUUGCUGGUCAUAUGGUAUACCAGCAAAACGCGAGUAUACAUGGUCAUAUGGUAUACCAGCAAAACGAGAGUAUACAUAGUCAUAUGGUAUACCAGCAAAACGAGAGUUCCACGUAUACCUACGUGGUACGUGGCAGAAAACAAAGAAGUAUACCAGAUCGUAAUAUUGCCGUACCUCCGGCAAUGCGAAUUAUCGCACACUACAUUCAAUCUUGCGAAACUAAUUAAUAAUUCAUGAUGAAAACACAAAAGAAAUCAUGAGCGUGAAAGGGUUUAUAUAUCUGAUACAGAAAUCAUGCUGAUUUACAUAAACUUGAAGUUCAAUUUUCUCACAAAUUUCAUUUAUUUUAAUUUGUUGAAGAAUACGAAUGUUCUCAUCAAGACGUUUCACAACGGCCGCUCACACGGCCGCUCAUGUUGUAAAUAGUACAUUUAAUGUUGAAGUUAAUAGAAUGCUAUUAUUUGUAAUUCAGAGGGUGAGAAGUUAGAAAGUAAGAUGAAGAAACUUGAACAGCAAUAUGCUCCAUUCCAAGUUGUUUCUUUAAUAUCAAGAUUCGGCACUAAAGAAGUAAGUACACUACAAAUGAGGGAAUACAGUGUUGGGUAUAUUCUACAACAAGCUGCCAUGGUUUGUGUCUGAACUACCUGAAAAGAUUUCUCAAACGUGGUGGUCCAGUGUAGGCAGGAUUCGACAAUAAGCUGUUGUGAUGUGUGUCUGAACUACACAUGUAAAAACACACAAGUUGUUACAGGUCUGCAAACAAGUUGUUACAAAUCUGUUCACAGGCUGUCGACAAGUUGUGUUCGCACUGCUUGUUCCCAGUUGUUAGUUUGUAACAAGCUGUUAUCAGCUUGAUAGCAUUAUCAAACUUAUUACAAAGUUGUUCUGACAAGUCUGAUACAGUCAUUAUAUAACAAAAAUGUUGCAAGGUUGACGACACAAGGUUGUAACAAUAUUGUUGUAUCGGACUUGUUGGGAUAACCUUGCAACAAGUCUGAUAAUAUUAACAAGGUUGUUGACAAGCAGUGCGAACACAACGUGUUGUUGUUGGCAGACUUUCUACAAGAUGUGAGAUUUGUACACGUGUACCUGAAACGAUAUCUCAAACCUUGGUGGUCUAGUGGAGGUAGUUUAUUGUUUAAUUUUGUUUAUUAUUCUGCAGCAACUGAAUAUAGCUCAUGAAGGUGAGCUUCUUACUAAAGAAAGAUUAUGUUGUGGUUUAUCUCUGGUUGAAGUCAUGUUAAAGAGAGUUCAAUCAUUUCUUCAUGAUGAAGUAUGGCAGACAUCUGUACCUCUGAAUGGAGUGAUGACAGUCGAGGAAUGUAAAGAUUUCCAUUCUUUGUGGAGUGCUAUAUUAUUCAUUAUCUGUCAACCUAUUGGACAGAAUGAAAUUUCUGUUGAGUAAGUUCAAUUAUCGUUUAUGAUAGUAGUUUUUAACAACGUUCUGUUAUUGGUAUGAAUUUUGAAACCUACUUGCAGAAGGAAUUGAAACGUGUAAAGUCCUUUAAUUACAUGACCAAAUAUGUCUGUCAAAUUUUCUGUGGUUAUAAUAAUGAAAAAAAAAAGUUGUAAAGUUUCUCGCCCAUAUUGGAAAAAAAGGGUGUCUUUGAACGUUCGUAAAAAAAUUAGCCUUGUGAAAAACUUUUAAAGGACAUUGUCAAUAAAAAAUUAGUUUGUCUCAUUCAAAAGAACUCUUAAAAUUAUAUGUUAAACUCUAUUACCGAUUUGUCAUAUCUUGUUUAGUUCUCGAAAUAUUUAGACCGAAAUUAAUGAGCUGUCCGCCAUCUUGGACUAAUUCUUGACCUCAUUAACUAUGGUUUUGAUGACGUCAGGAGUUGGGUUAACCAUAUAAAACUACUCUAAAAUGACCGAGUAACAAUCCAAAAUUGUUUGAAAUGUUUUUAAUCAUUUCUAAAUUUGAGACAGCAACCAGAAACGAACUUUUGGACCCAUAUUGAUCGCUUACUCUCAAGAUAAAAAAUUAGCGUGACUUUUUUCAGUCGAAAUAUUUUGAAAACUAAGCAAGAUAUAAACAAUCUGUAAUAGAGUUUAAUACGCAGUUUUAAGACUUCUUUCAAAUGAACUAAACAAUUUUUUUAUUGCCAAUGUCCUUUAAGCACUGUAAUAUUUUGAAGCAUUUGAAUUUAACCACUUAUUGUUGAAGCAGCACAGACUACAAACCGAGACAAGUUGUUUGUACACGUCAUUACAUAGCAAGUAGGGGUGGGUGGCGGAGUCCCAGUCCCAUCCUUGCCCAAUUUUCGACCCCUUCCUACCCCCAGUAGAAUCCCUGUACGACAAUGGUGAGCAGUAUACAUUACAUACUAACUGAAUAUCUCGCUCGUCAAGUGGAACAUCUAAUAUUGAAAUACGUUCAUUUUCCAGGCAAUUGUUUGGUGAAGGCCUAUAUUGGGCUGGUUGUGCGUUCGUGGUAUUGCUGAAUCAGCAAAAGAGAUUUGAAGCUUUAGAUUUCUGUUCACAUAUUGUCAAAGUUUAUGAUGUCGAUCCUAGAGAUGAGACUGUUGGCGGAGUGGUGAGUUUUCUCGAGAUUUUUCACAUUUUCCAGUGGGUUUUAUUGAUACAAGAAAUUGUAUGUGCCUCACGCCCGGAAUUUGGGCUCUACAUUGAGCAGUUUUCCUGAUGAAAUCAUCACAUUGGAGAAGAGUUAUAUCCCAGUUUCCUCCUGUAGUAACACUUACAAAUCAUUGAUCAGGAUAUCUUACUAUUGCCAACAGUUUAGUCAUAUCUUCCUUUCGUGUUUUUAGAGUCUGAAACGUCUUGUGGAGAAAGCAAGGAAUGUGAAAGUUCUCAAUCAACAAAUAUUUUCCUCACUAAAUAAAUAUUUAAAAUCAACUGAAGGGUCCUUGGAACAAGUUCGAUGUUUUCAACCGCCUAUACAUCAACCUUACGUCUCGUCUAUUUAAAUACAGUCUUAUUGGACCGUGGAAAAACUGUAUUUAAACUCAUCGUCCAUAGUUUUAAAAAUAAACGUGAUCAGAUAACAAAUCAAUAAUAAGCUAGAACUAGUACAUAGUACAUGUAUUAUCUCCAUAGCUUAGAACAUAAUAAUCAUUUAUAAAAUAACAAUAGUAUCACGCAAGUCGAUUCAUCAAAACACGUAAACAUGCAUAUAAAGAGGAUUUCUAUUCAUUGGAAAAUCUCGCAUGAUCGAUUCACCAUCACUCUCUUUUGAAUUGUCAGCUGUCAGGCCAAACGUAUUUCAUGUAAUGUUGAAAGAAAAGAAAUAAAGGCGACCGAAAAGAAUAGUAAUCUGCCUUCUGGAUUAUUAAGCUAUCCAAACAUUUACAUUUCCCACCAAACAAUACACCAUUCCGGAAAGUACGUCACUUUGGCUAUAGAGCCUCAUUUUCGUGUACGCGAAAACGAGGCUCCAUGACCAAGAUCACGUGCUUGCCGGAAGCGAGUAUUUUAGAAGAACACGACAAAUUCAGUUAACAGGAAGCUAAAAUGAGCAUAUUUCGUGAUAGACUUCCUUUUAUUAGUCACAGAAGAUGUUUCUGUAGCUUCGUGGUAAAGCAUCGUACCAGAGUGGUUUUUAUGCUGUGUCAUCUCACAAACAAGUUUUCACUUCCUUGAAAUAGAAUUUUCAUAACGUCUUUGAUCAAUGUGUUUCAAAGAUCUAUGCGACAUAAACUGUAUUUUUCAAAGGAACUUUGAAAGUGGAAUCAGUCUUAUAUAAUUAGUCUUAUAUCUAUAUGGGGUAUAUUUUAAAAUGAUGUAAGAUUCACUCUAAAUAUUAAUUAAUCUUGAUAAAUUGUGUAAUAAAUCUGUAGAGUUGUAGUCGUAAUAUUUCUAUAACGCUGACCGUCAUAGAAGUAACUGUAAUACCCAUUAGAAAUCAAUUAUUUUUGCUAUGAAUUAUGAA
Messenger RNA from Paramuricea clavata, 7976 nucleotides. The record is from the annotation of a GenBank genome assembly. Lineage: Eukaryota; Metazoa; Cnidaria; Anthozoa; Malacalcyonacea; Plexauridae.